Schizophyllum commune H4-8 is the source of this 1434-nucleotide messenger RNA. Its product is annotated as S-adenosyl-L-methionine-dependent methyltransferase. NCBI's taxonomy places the organism in Eukaryota, Fungi, Basidiomycota, Agaricomycetes, Agaricales, Schizophyllaceae. The transcript has 6 exons. The record is from RefSeq and is a predicted model, not a curated record. The coding region runs from base 281 to 1096 and encodes 271 amino acids.
GAGACGAACAAAAGUUGCCGGAUUGGGUAAAUCGAUCAGUUCCUCUGCGCGCCACCAUCAGCAGUGAAGAGGGCGGCGUCAGCGGCUGAGGAAACACAGGAAACGUGCAUCAGCGGGCAGAAAACGAGUAUCAGCGGUGCAGAGACCUGCAUCAGGCCGAACUUGUCUCUGUCAGUGUCGGGGGACAGCGCUCCGAACUUGCAGGCGACCGCUUUACGGCUGACUUGCGAAGACUCAGUGGGGCUGAAUCGGUGCUGUGGACAUUAAUAAUCCCUCCGCUAUGUCUUCACAUCUCGAAGUGAUCCCAGACGAGGAGGUCGGGCGUGAAAGGGAAUUAGAAGAGAACCUGGACUACGCAGAUCCCCUUCGACAUCUCAUGCAUGGCGCCGACGACUUCUCUGAUGAUGGCGAGGGGGACGACGGUCCUCACGCCGACGCCACCGUCCUCCCUGCGCAGCGCCCCUCGAUACUCGGCGACACAAUCACUCUGACUUUUCCCGACUCGGUCGCGCACGUCGGCGCAACGCCUGUAAACGUCCGCCUCAAGGUGGAUGCCUCCCCGGGCUGCGGCGGGAUGCACUGGCCCGCUGGGCAGACCCUCGGUAACUACCUCGCCUGGCGAGGCGCCUCUGCGCUCGCCGGCCGCACCAUUGUCGAGCUGGGCGCUGGCACCGGCCUCGUAGGCUUCGUUGCCGGCGCUCUCGGCGGCAACGUCCUCAUAACUGACCAGGCACCGCUCUUGCCGUUGAUGCGCGAAAACACGGCAUUGAAUGGGCUGGAGGACCGAGUGAAGGUGGCCGAGCUCAACUGGGGCGAACCGUUACCGGAGGAGCUGCAGGAGAAAGUCGAUAUGGUGUUGGCGGCAGACUGCGUGUACUUCGAGCCGGCAUUCCCGUUGCUGGUGCAAACACUGUUCGACUUGGUGCAUGAGGACACGGAGGUGCUGUUCUGUUACAAGAAGCGGCGAAAGGCCGACAAGCGAUUCUUCAACCUGCUGAAGAAACACUUCACUUGGUCAGAGGUCACGGACGACCCGGCGCGGCCAAUCUAUAACAAGGAUGCAAUAUCGUUGUUUCGGCUACACCGAAGACAUUGACGCCGACAGAAUUCGACGCCGAAGGUUGGUUGCGACACCGUGGGGUGAUGAGAGGGUUCGGAGACCGCGAUGGGAUUGUAUGGAGGCCUACCACGAUAGAAUCACGGGUAGAGCUUGGUGGCGCAUCACUCAGCAUAUAAGGCCAUGCAGAAGUCGUUAUAAAUAUGCAGGUCGUACACAGCCCAAACGCUAUAUAGUGCGCUUAACCUCGAAGAAUGACUGGGGGACGCGUUAAUCAACCCAACUGCGUGAGAAGGGAACGAGGGAAUGCGCACUUUUAGGUAGUACACCUGCCAUCCGACGACGGCGAACAAGACGACAGCCUGAAUGAUAGACCA